AUGUAAAAUUAUGCAGUCAUUUACCCUUCACUUGGAAUGAUAGCUUUCACAGCUCUUUCAAAAUUCUUUAAUAUCGAAAACGUAUAUCACUAACGUGCAUUAAUUAUUUACAUUAAUAUUUGUUUUUCUAUUUAUGUGAUCUUCUUUGAUCCACUUUUAGAUACUCCAACGAUGUAUUUUAGAGGAGCACAUUAAAUGGCCAUUAACAUAAUAAAUAUAUUAGGAAUUGAAUUUUUAGAUUCAACAAUGACGAUUAUUUUAUUGUACUCACUUAGAAUACUUCAUCUAGUAUAAAACAGUCCUAGUAUUGACAUCACUACAAUAAUAUUGGGCUUUGGAGCUAAUUUAUCAUUAAUUAUUAUUGUCUAUUUUUAUAAUAAAGCAAUAAGAUCAUAAUUUCUGUUAACUAAAAUGGAUUAAAGAUGGGAAAAUAUAUUAAAAUAGAUUCUUCACAAUUAAAAGUUUAUCUUAAUCAAUUAUCAAGUUGAAAAAUUGUAAUUUUAAAGUAUAACAUCAACAUUUUCACCAACCAUUCAAUCAUAAGUUGAGGUCAUGAAUUUUUUAAGAGAAGCCAAAGUAGACAAUAUCUCCUUAGAACAGUGUUUAUUUUAUAAAUUAUAAGAAUUCUCUUAAAAAUAUUUGGAAAUUGUGAAUGAUUCAUUAAAUGUUAAGUUUGAUAAAUAAUUAAUUUAAGUUGAUUUUUCUAUCUUUUUUGGAAAUCAACCAACUAUCCUAAUUCAAACCAGUUAAUCAAAAUUACAUAUUUAAAAUUAGGAAGCCAAUAAAGUUAGUCAAUUAUAUCUAAAAUUAUUAACUGUUUUUAUUAAAAUAAUAAAGGAAGAUAUACCUUUUAAUUAUAAUCAGUUCCAUAAUUUAGCUAAUAAGAUAUAACUGUAAGAUAAAAUUACUUAAAUGUGGAAUAAAUAAAUGAUAUCAAAAAUUUUAAGUUUAAAGAAAUCUGUAUCUAAAAUUUAAGCUUUUUGUAAUCCAAAAUCAAAAAUUUAACUAGUUGGCUCAGAUAUAUUUUUAAACACAAUUCCAAAAAUAUUUAAUUUAUUAUUAGCUUGUAUUCUAGAUAGUUCAACAAGUGAAUUAAUCAUUAUUAAAGGUGAAUCUAUGGAAAAUUAAUUGAAGAUCAUUAAAAUACAAGGAACUUUUAAUAUUAGGAAACUAAAUUAAUUCACUCUUAAAAUUAAGAAUUAUUUGCUUCUCAUAUGCAAAGAAAUAAAAGCAGAAUAGUAUUGUAUCAAUCUUGAACUUAAUGAAGAAAUUCUUUAACCAUUUAAUAAUAAUAUAAUGCCAUAACUACAUUUUAAUUAUUCUAAGAAAAAGCGAACUUAAUUAGUUAAUAUUGAAUGA
Molecule: messenger RNA, 1359 nt
Organism: Paramecium tetraurelia
Lineage: Eukaryota; Ciliophora; Oligohymenophorea; Peniculida; Parameciidae
Exons: 2
Source: RefSeq, a predicted model, not a curated record